Messenger RNA from Maudiozyma saulgeensis, 1251 nucleotides. Lineage: Eukaryota; Fungi; Ascomycota; Saccharomycetes; Saccharomycetales; Saccharomycetaceae. The record is from the annotation of a GenBank genome assembly.
AUGUCUCUAUCCAAUAAACUAUCUGUUAAAGAUCUAGAUUUAAAAGACAAACGUGUCUUCAUUAGAGUUGAUUUCAACGUUCCAUUAGAUGGUAAGAAAAUUACUUCUAAUCAAAGAAUUGUUGCUGCUUUACCAACUAUCAAAUAUGUUCUAGAACAUAACCCAAGAUACGUUGUUCUAGCUUCUCAUCUAGGUAGACCAAAUGGUGAAAGAAAUGAGAAAUACUCUUUGGCUCCAGUUGCUCAAGAGUUACAAACUUUAUUAGGUAAGCCAGUCACUUUCUUAAAUGAUUGUGUUGGUCCAGAAGUUGAUGCUGCUGUUAAGGCUUCUGCUCCAGGUUCUGUUAUCUUAUUAGAAAACUUGAGAUACCAUAUCGAAGAAGAAGGUUCUAAGAAGGUCGAUGGUAAGAAGGUUAAGGCUUCUGCUGAAGAUGUCACAAAAUUCAGACACCAAUUGUCAUCUUUGGCUGAUGUUUACGUCAACGAUGCCUUCGGUACCGCUCACAGAGCUCAUUCUUCUAUGGUUGGUUUCGAUUUACCACAAAGAGCUGCAGGUUUCCUAUUGACCAAAGAAUUACAAUACUUCGGUAAGGCUCUAGAAAACCCAGAAAGACCAUUCUUAGCUAUCUUAGGUGGUGCUAAGGUUGCCGAUAAGAUUCAAUUGAUUGAAAACUUAUUAGAUAAGGUCGACUCCAUUAUCAUUGGUGGUGGUAUGGCUUUCACUUUCAAGAAGGUUAUUGAAGGUACUGAAAUUGGUGACUCUAUUUUCGAUCAAGCUGGUGCUGAAAUCGUUCCAAAGUUGAUUGCUAAGGCUAAGGCUAAGAACGUCGAAGUCGUCCUACCAGUUGAUUUCGUCAUUGCUGAUGCUUUCUCUGCUGAUGCUAACACCAAGAUUGUCACCGACAAGGAAGGUAUUCCAGCUGGCUGGCAAGGUCUAGACAGUGGUCCAGAAUCUAGAAAACUAUUCGCUGCCACUGUCGCUAAGGCUAAGACCAUUGUCUGGAACGGUCCACCAGGUGUCUUUGAAUUCGAAAAGUUCGCCGCUGGUACUAAGGCUCUAUUAGAUGAAGUCGUCAAGACUUGUCAAAAUGGUGCUACCGUUAUCAUUGGUGGUGGUGAUACCGCUACUGUUGCUAAGAAGUACGGUGCUACUGAAAAGAUCUCCCAUGUCUCUACCGGUGGUGGUGCUUCUUUGGAAUUACUAGAAGGUAAGGAACUACCAGGUGUUGCUUUCCUAUCUGAAAAAAAAUAA